Messenger RNA from Mus musculus (house mouse), 2302 nucleotides. RefSeq names its product killer cell lectin-like receptor, subfamily A, member 5 (gene Klra5). Lineage: Eukaryota; Metazoa; Chordata; Mammalia; Rodentia; Muridae. Bases 110 to 820 code for a protein of 236 amino acids. Gene Ontology annotation, cellular component: plasma membrane; membrane. The transcript is spliced from 7 exons. The record is from RefSeq and is a predicted model, not a curated record.
UGAAACUCGUAGGGGAUAUAGACCAGAAAACGCCAACUUUUCACCCAACUUUUCCCUCCACCAGAAUCACUCCGGUAGAGACACAGAACAUACUUCAUGCACUCCCACGAUGAGUGAACCAGAGGUCACUUACUCAACUGUGAGACUUCAUAAGUCUUCAGGGUUGCAGAGACUAGUGAGCCAUGAGGAGAUUCAAGGGCCCGGAGAAGCUGGCUACAGAAUUUUUCAGUAUAGUCAACACAAACAAGAAAUCCACGAAACUCUAAACCACAACCAUAACUGCAGCAACAUGCAAAGUGACAUCAAAUUAAAGGAAGAAAUGUUGAGAAAUAAGUCUAUAGAUUGCAGUCCAGGUGAGGAACUUCUGGAAUCCCUCAACAGAGAACAGAACAGAUGGUACAGUGAAACCAAGACAGAUUUAGAUUCCUCACAAGACACAGGGACAGGUGUUAAACACUGGUUCUGCUAUGGUACUAAAUGUUUUUAUUUCAUCAUGAGCAAAAAUACAUGGAGUGGAUGUAAACAGACCUGCCAGCAUUACAGCUUACCCCUUGUGAAGAUAGAAGAUGAAGAUGAACUGAAAUUCCUUCAGUUCCAGGUUAUUUCAGACAGUUACUGGAUUGGAUUGUCAUAUGAUAAGAAAAAAAAGCAAUGGGCAUGGAUUGACAAUGGCCCAUCUAAACUUGACAUGAAAACAAGGAAAAUGAACUUUAAGCCUGGAGGUUGUAUAUUUUUAUCUAAAACAAGACUAGAAGAUACUAACUGUAAUAAUUCCUACUUCUGCAUUUGUGGGAAGAAACUGGAUCAUUUCCCUGGUUAACUUUCCAAAGAGAGUUAAAGAACAUAGUCUGCUGUGAAGAGAAACAAAGCUGCAGGAGCAUUGGGACUGUUCUCUGGUAUCUAUUUUGACAGAACAGAGUUCAUCUUCCUUCCUCUUGGAGACAGAACACAUCUACUCUGGGGAAUGGGCACCCUUUGCAUAAAGCCUUCAGAAUUUUGUUCUUUCUGAUUUCUUAUACUCCUAUAAAACUGAAUAAAGAACCCUAUCCCCCCCCCCGAAAAAAAACAUCCUGAGUUUCCAUUAAUGAUAAGACAAAUUGUCCCAUGUGCUGGGAUCAAAGGUGUGUGCUGCCACUGCCAGGCAAGACAAACUGUCUCAAUUGAAAGUACAAUUAAGAGAAGAAAUUUCUUUGUAGGCUUCGAUUUCUCAUGUUAGUUGAUUACCAUUUUGUUUUGUUUUGAUUUUUGUUUCAUGUAGAAGUUUUUCUCAAUGGUUUAAAUGUUUGCUUUGUCCAUAAAAUAUAAUAUAAAAUUUGGUGAACAUUUGCAAGGGUAGGCCAAGGAUAUGGGGAAUAACUUUUACCCAAAUCAUCUGUUGUCCUAUCUACCCACUUUAAUUCAUAUAUAAUUUUAGGUCUUACAAAAAAGGUGGUAAUAUUUGAAGUUUGCUAAAUGUAGUAGAUUACACUGUGAUUCUGGCAAUUAAUAGGCUAAGACAUGAUUGUUGAAAAAUGAAUAUAGCAAGAUCCUAGGUCAUAGAAUCAAAAACAAACAAACAAACAAAAUUGAGGCACACAUGUUCCUCAUUUUAUACGAGGGACAAUACUUUAUAUUAUACAAGUGUAUCCAAAUGAUCAAACUCAGGACAGUUAGUAUUGAUUCAGUAACUUGUUUUAAUCUGGGAGCCAUGUACCUCUCCACUGACUGGAUACUGCCAUGCUGGGAGUUUCCUCCAUGUUCAGGUUCAGGUGCACUCAGUGAUGGUGUCAUUUUAAUGUCUUUUUGUCCUGAAAUUUUUUUAUGCUUUCUGGGGUGUUGGUUUUUGUUUGUUUGGGAUGUGUUUGUUUGUUUUUUCUGAGUCAGCUUUUCUUUGUGCUACCCUAGCUGCUCUGGAGCUCAUUCUGUAGGACUGAGAGGGACUCAGAUUCCUUUGCUUCUGCCUCCUGAGUGAUGAGGUAAAGGCGUGCUUGUUGCUUUUUUUAAACCUUAAUAUUUUGUAAAUGAACUUUAGAAGUGAGACAAUGAAGUACAAAAAAAAAAUAGACACACCUUGCACAGGGGCCAUGCUAAUCUUUUCUGUAUCAUUCCAAUUUUUUAUAUGUGCUGCAGAAAUUGAUAAAACAACUUUGGAAGACAAUCUGGAAGUCCCUCUGGUAACUGGAAAUAGUUCUACCUGAAGACCCAGCUAUACCACUACUGGGCAUAUACCCAAAACAUACUCCAACAUAUAACAAGUACACAUGCUGCACCAUGUUUAUAGCAGACUUUUUAUAAUAAACAGAAACUGGAAAAAACCCAGAUG